UUUGGGAGGGUUCUGCCAAAGUGCCACGUUGGGCCGGGCAGCAGGCGUGAGGAGCCGGCUCCCGGCGCCACCCGGGGCGCGCUCGCUAGGGCGCCGGCCUUUGGGCGGCGCGGGAUAGCGGCGAGAGCUGCUGCGGGACCUGCGUGUCCCGCCCCAGGGUGGCUCUGGCUGAGGGCGGCGGGGCCGGGGGAGAGCCCGGGGCAGCGGCCGAAACGGCAGGGCGGCGGCAGAGCCCGCUGCCCCCGGACGUCCCCGGCGACAUGCUGGCAGAUAACCUAGUGGAGGAGUUCGAGAUGGAGGAUGAGCCGUGGUACGACCACCGGGACCUCCAGCAAGAUCUCCAGCUUGCUGCUGAACUUGGAAAGACGCUACUGGAUCGGAACACAGAGUUGGAAGAUUCUCUUCAGCAGAUGUACACAACCAAUCAGGAGCAGUUACAGGAAAUCGAGUACCUGACCAAGCAGGUGGAGCUUCUACGGCAAAUGAAUGAGCAGCAUGCGAAAGUUUAUGAGCAGUUAGAUGUCACAGCAAGAGAACUGGAAGAAACCAACCAGAAGCUAGUUGCUGAGAGCAAGGCCUCACAGCAGAAAAUCCUCAGCGACCGGCUUCUGCUUUAUUCAUAGCCUGACAGAAACAAUUGAAUGCCUGCAAACCAACAUUGAUCACCUGCAGAGCCAAGUGGAGGAGCUGAAGUCUUCCAGCCAAGGAAGAGGGAGGCAGAAGGCAUGUGACCAGGAGAAACCAGCACCCAGCUUCUCCUGUCUGAAAGAGCUGUAUGACCUCCGCCAACACUUUGUGUAUGACCACGUGUUCGCUGAGAAGAUCACUUCCUUGCAGAGCCAACAGAGCCCUGAUGAAGAAGAAAAUGAGCACCUGAAAAAGGCAGUGACGAUGUUGCAGGCCCAGCUAAGUCUAGAGAGGAAGAAGCGAGUGAGCGUGGAGGCAGAGUAUAAAGUGGUGCUGAAGGAGAACAGUGAGCUGGAGCAGCAGCUGGGGGCCACAGAUGCCUACCGAGCCCGGGCCCUGGAGUUGGAGGCAGAGGUGGCUGAGAUGCGGCAGAUGCUGCAGGCAGAGCAUCCUUUUGUGAAUGGUGUGGAGAAGCUGGUGCCCGACUCUCUGUUUGUUCCUUUCAAGGAGCCUAGCCAGAGUCUGCUGGAGGAAAUGUUCCUGGCUGCUCCAGAAGCACCUAGAAAACCACUCAAACGAAGCAGCAGUGAGACGGCGCUCAGCAGUUUGGCAGGGGAUGACAUCGUGAAGGACCAUGAGGACACUUGCAUCAGGAGGGCUAAGGCUGUGAAGCAGAGGGGCAUCUCCCUUCUGCAUGAAGUGGACACUCAGUACAGUGCCCUGAAAGUGAAGUAUGAAGAGCUACUGAAGAAGUGCCAGCAGGAGCAGGACUCACUGUCACACAAGGCUGUGCAGACCUCUAGACUACUGACUAGGGACCUGACAGGACUGGUCACGCAGUCUGAGGCGGGGGCCAGUGGCUGGGAACCCACCCCUGUAAGCCCAGAGUCCAUCAGUUCCCCCACCACUACACCUCCAGAAUACAAAGCACUAUUUAAGGAGAUAUUUAGUUGCAUCAAGAAAACAAAGCAGGAAAUAGAUGAACAGAGAACAAAAUACCCUUCUCUCUCCUCUUACUCGUACUGAGACUCCAGUUGUAACUGCUUGUUUUCGCUCACUUGCCUCCCCUUCAGACAUGUAAGUGCAGUCUCCAAAGCUUGACGUUGCUAAUGACACCUGCCUCGUUGCUUUGCUUAGUUGGCAAAAGCAGGAAAAGAGGUGACAGAGAAUGUUGACUCCAAGGUCCCUAGGAAAUCUCACGAUACACUGGCCGCUGGUUGGUACACUGAUUUCCAGGAAAAGCCCCAGAAGCAGUAGAGGGAGAGCCAUGUACUUGGGAGUAGGCUGAAGUACCUAACAGUGUAGGGUAAAGAACAGAAUUGGAACAGAACUAAGGCUGUUGCUUUCAUAGCAUCUCAGACUACUUGGAACUCCAAGGACUGCCUAACUAAAGUACUUUCACAAACACUAACAUUCAGAAGGAUGUUGAGAAAGCAAGAUCUAAUCUGAAAUGGAUGACAUUAACAAGCUCCUUAAGCCCCUGAAGUUUUAUUGCAUCUGCUAGCACUUGAAUGCUGACUGACAGGCAGAUCCUGAUAUAUCCAAAUUCGAAUUAAUACCAUUUGAAAUGGCAAGUCUUGGCUUAACGCCUGUUUGUAUGCCCAGCAUUCAGCUGUUUUACUCAAAGCUAGGCAUGUCAUAGUAAUUGUCUUUUCAGAUGGAAACUAGAGAACUCUCCUAGGUGUGAUCUGCACUGGCCACUUGGCAGGCACAAGCUGCUUCCUUCCCCUCAGGUCUUAACCCUUCCCAGACCUGCAGCGAUUCCUGUCGACUCCCUUACACAGUAUUGAUCUUCUGACUGUGGAAACAACCUUCCUCUCACUUUCACACCUUUAAUUUAAAUCUAUUUAAGAGAACCAUGGUUCUGAUUGUUGUGUAUAUUUUUCUAAAGGCUGAAUAAAGCUAUCUAUGAAUGUGAA
This is a messenger RNA of Mus musculus (house mouse), 2546 nucleotides long. It is a transcript of the gene Cdr2, whose product is annotated as cerebellar degeneration-related 2. The coding region runs from base 892 to 1653 and encodes 253 amino acids. Lineage: Eukaryota; Metazoa; Chordata; Mammalia; Rodentia; Muridae. The transcript has 5 exons. The record is from RefSeq and is marked validated.